Molecule: messenger RNA, 2456 nt
Organism: Bombus terrestris (buff-tailed bumblebee)
Lineage: Eukaryota; Metazoa; Arthropoda; Insecta; Hymenoptera; Apidae
Gene: wcd
Product: U3 small nucleolar RNA-associated protein 18 homolog
Exons: 8
Coding region: 264-1784 (506 amino acids)
Biological process (GO): rRNA processing
Cellular component (GO): Pwp2p-containing subcomplex of 90S preribosome; small-subunit processome
Molecular function (GO): protein binding
Source: RefSeq, a predicted model, not a curated record
UCUCUAAUCAUGUAUUAUGUGCAUUAGUUAAGAGGAAAUGAAGAUCGUUAUUUAAGAAAUAUUGCCAAAUAAAUCUUUUUCAAAAAGUUAUAAUUUCUUAUAUUUUCAAAAGUAUUUUUUAAAUUAAAAAACAGUUUGCAGCAUCUUUUAUACACGGAAGAGAAGGAACACGUGAGAAAGUUAUGUUAAAAAUACAUAAUAUUUGAUUAUUUGAACGUGUUACAAAUUGUAUUAAGUAAAUCAUAAUAGUCGGUCAAUACAUCAUGGAGAAAAACAAAUUGAAUCGUAAGAAUUUAGUACCGACUAAAAUGUUAAACAAGAAAAGUAUUCCUUCAAAAAUAUUGUAUAAACAAAAGUACACUAAACCUCUGAAAAGGAAACGCAAAAAUGAAUAUGAUGCAAAGGAAGAGGCCAGGUUAGAAACAAUCGUGUUUGGUAAUCCAACUAACAUCAUAAACGAUUUAUCAAACGAUGAGGAUGUUGUUAAAUCGAAUAUUAAUGAAAAUAAUAUUUCUAUAAAUGAUAAUGUUAAUGUAAGUAAUGAUUUGAUUGUGCAAACUGAUAUUUCUGAAGAACAUACCGAGGCGGCAUGGAUUGAUGAAGAUGAUGUUCAACAUAAUCGACCAAUUCACAAACUAGCCGACAAUGUGCCACAAGAGUCACGUAAAGAUUACUUGUGUAACAGAUAUAAACAGAUUGUGGGCAACCCAAAAUGGGCUAAGAUUGAAAAGAUCAACGAAGAAAUUGAUGAUUUAGAUAAUGAAAUAUUAAAGCAUAGUUGCCAUUUGGAAAAACCUAAAGUAAAAAAUUUGCCAAAGAGUAUAAUUGACAUAAAAGCAUUGAAACCAAUUAAUAAAGAAACACAUACUGAAGGGCCCAUUGUGUCAAGUGUUGAAUUUCAUCCAUCUUCUACAGUAGCCUUGGUUGCUGGUACAUCUGGAAUUUUAUCUCUUUUUCAAGUAGAUGGAAUUGAAAAUAAUAAAUUGCACACAAUGCAGUAUAAGAAAUUUCCUAUUAGUACAGCAAAAUUUCUGAAAGAUGGUACAGAAGUAUUGAUUGGUUCUCAAUAUUAUGCACAUUGUCAUUCUUAUAACUUAAUAAGUGGAAAAACAUAUAGAAUGUUGUUACCGCACGGACUUACUAAUAUGCAGAAAUAUGAAGUAUCUCCAGAUGGAAAAUUAUUAGCAGUUUGUGGGCGAGCAGGAGAAAUUUUCUUAUUAACAAGUUCAUCAAAGGAACUUAUCAGUAUGUUGAAAAUGAAUGCAAGAUGUAGAGCAUUAGCCUUUACGCCAGAUAGUAAUACAUUGAUUACACAUGGUGACAGCAACGAAAUGUACAUUUGGGAUCUAAAUAGCCGUGUAUGCAUUCAUCGAGCUAUAGAUGAUGGAUGUUUAUCCUGUGCUUCUAUUGCAAUGUCUCCAAAUAGUCAAUUUUUAGCAACAGGUAGUAAAGAAGGUGUAGUUAAUUUGUAUGAUACCAAGGCAGUGUUACAAAAUCGAAAUCCUGUUCCACUAAAAGUUGUUCUCAAUUUUGUCACGUCAGUUACCAGUUUAAAAUUUAAUGCUUAUUCUGAAAUCUUGGCAAUGGCUUCAGAUAAAAAACAUAAUGCGUUUAGAAUGAUGCAUUUACCAUCGUUCACCGUUUUUUCAAAUUUUCCUACAUUUCAAACAAAUUUGUUAAUACCCGAAGCUAUCGAUUUUUCACCAGGUAGCGGUUAUAUAGCAAUUUCCAACAGAUCAUUUAGUGCUUUUUUAUACAGAUUGAAACACUAUGGAAAUUAUUAGAUAAUUGUCAUUUUGCAAAUCACGUCAUAUUAUUAAAAAGUUUUUUAUAACUAAGUUCGACCUAAGUUAAUAAUAUUUAUAAUUGAAUAAAAUAUAAUGUAUCAAAGCAUAUAAGAAUAAGACAGACAUUUAAUAAUUGAUGAAAACAAUAUUUAUUUUUUUUCUGUUCACUUUGUAUGUAAACAAAAUUAACCUUCAUGUUUUAGUUAACAAAAUACUUGUUAUGAUCGUCCUAUUAUAAUUAAUUAACAGCAUUAAUAGUGACAAUAAUAAUAAUAAUAAUGCUAUGAAUCAUGACGGUAAUAAUAUGGCUUACAAAAAACUGUAGUAAAUGAUAUUCGUUAUGAAUUUGAUUAGAAAAUCAUAUAUUAAAAAUAAUAGCUAUAUAAUACAUUUGAUACCGUGUUUCUUGUUUAGUGAUGUUUGUUAGACUUUUUGUGUCAUCACGGUUAUAAUUUGCAUACUAGGUAUAUAUAUGUAGAUAUACAUUAAUAUUUUUUCUGCUAUUUCAAGUGAAAAAAUGAUAUGAUACUAUUGUAACUACAUGAAACCCAUUAUGAUUGCGAGUUUAUACGAUCGACAACAUCGAUUUGAAGUGUAAAUAUGUGCGAGAGAUGAUAUAAAUGUAUGACUCGAUAUAUUCAUAAAAUAGAAGCUAGCCUUCAUUCUAAA